GUCCAGAGUCAGCGUGUGCGGGAAAGGCUCGCCACUCCUCGAGAGAAGACGUUAGGAAAGACGGCGUUCACCUCCCGCCGCGGCUCCUGCCCGGCCCCAGCUUUGGCCUUCUCCGCCAGGAAAUGAAUCUGCUGCCGACCCUGGAGAGUCCAGUGACUCGGCAGGAGAAGAUGGCGACCGUGUGGGAUGAGGCCGAGCAAGAUGGAAUCGGGGAGGAGGUGCUCAAGAUGUCCACAGAAGAGAUCAUUCAGCGCACGCGGCUGCUGGACAGCGAGAUCAAGAUCAUGAAGAGUGAAGUGUUGCGGGUUACCCAUGAACUCCAAGCCAUGAAGGACAAGAUCAAAGAAAACAGCGAGAAAAUCAAAGUGAACAAGACCCUCCCGUACCUCGUCUCCAACGUCAUCGAGCUACUGGAUGUUGAUCCCAAUGACCAAGAGGAGGAUGGUGCCAAUAUUGACCUGGACUCUCAGAGGAAGGGCAAGUGUGCAGUGAUCAAGACUUCUACACGGCAGACGUACUUCCUACCUGUGAUUGGGCUGGUGGAUGCUGAGAAGCUGAAGCCAGGGGACCUGGUGGGUGUGAACAAAGACUCCUAUCUGAUCCUGGAGACCCUGCCCACAGAGUACGACUCGCGGGUGAAGGCCAUGGAGGUGGACGAGAGGCCUACAGAGCAAUACAGUGACAUCGGGGGCCUGGACAAGCAGAUCCAGGAGCUGGUGGAGGCCAUUGUCCUGCCAAUGAACCACAAAGAGAAGUUUGAGAACUUGGGGAUCCAGCCUCCGAAGGGGGUGUUGAUGUACGGGCCUCCAGGUACGGGGAAGACCCUACUGGCCCGGGCCUGCGCAGCACAGACCAAGGCCACCUUCCUAAAGCUGGCUGGCCCCCAGCUAGUACAGAUGUUCAUUGGUGACGGUGCCAAGCUGGUCCGGGACGCCUUCGCCCUAGCCAAGGAGAAAGCUCCGUCUAUCAUCUUCAUUGAUGAGCUGGAUGCCAUCGGCACUAAGCGCUUUGACAGUGAGAAGGCCGGGGACCGGGAGGUGCAGAGGACGAUGCUGGAGCUUCUCAACCAGCUGGAUGGCUUCCAGCCCAACACCCAAGUAAAGGUAAUUGCAGCCACUAACAGGGUGGAUAUCCUGGACCCUGCCCUGCUCCGUUCAGGCCGCCUGGACCGCAAGAUAGAGUUCCCCAUGCCCAACGAGGAGGCCCGGGCCAGAAUCAUGCAGAUCCACUCCCGAAAGAUGAAUGUCAGCCCUGACGUGAACUAUGAGGAGCUGGCCCGCUGCACGGAUGACUUCAACGGGGCCCAGUGCAAGGCUGUGUGUGUGGAGGCGGGCAUGAUCGCACUGCGCAGGGGUGCCACGGAGCUCACCCACGAGGACUACAUGGAGGGCAUCCUGGAGGUGCAGGCCAAGAAGAAAGCCAACCUGCAGUACUAUGCCUAGGGGUGUCCCCCGCCUGCCUCUUGGUCUCUUGCUGGUUGAAGUCCAUAAUAAAAGGUGGUUUUGGGUCCCUGCA
Messenger RNA from Tupaia belangeri chinensis (Chinese tree shrew), 1515 nucleotides. RefSeq names its product proteasome 26S subunit, ATPase 3 (gene PSMC3). The transcript has 12 exons. Gene Ontology annotation, molecular function: ATP binding; ATP hydrolysis activity. The coding region runs from base 123 to 1442 and encodes 439 amino acids. NCBI's taxonomy places the organism in Eukaryota, Metazoa, Chordata, Mammalia, Scandentia, Tupaiidae. The record is from RefSeq and is a predicted model, not a curated record.